Messenger RNA from Delphinapterus leucas (beluga whale), 1486 nucleotides. RefSeq names its product tubulin alpha-4A chain. The record is from RefSeq and is a predicted model, not a curated record. Gene Ontology annotation, molecular function: GTP binding; structural constituent of cytoskeleton. NCBI's taxonomy places the organism in Eukaryota, Metazoa, Chordata, Mammalia, Artiodactyla, Monodontidae. Gene Ontology annotation, cellular component: microtubule. Gene Ontology annotation, biological process: microtubule-based process.
GCUAGCGCAGUUCUCACUGAGACCCGUCACCCGGACUCUACGUGAGACCCACUGCCUGGACUCACCAUGCGUGAAUGCAUCUCAGUCCAUGUGGGGCAGGCAGGUGUUCAGAUGGGCAAUGCCUGCUGGGAGCUCUACUGUCUGGAACAUGGGAUUCAGCCAGAUGGGCAGAUGCCCAGUGACAAGACCAUUGGUGGAGGGGACGACUCCUUCACCACCUUCUUCUGUGAAACCGGCGCUGGAAAGCAUGUGCCCCGGGCAGUUUUUGUGGAUUUGGAGCCCACCGUAAUCGAUGAGAUCCGAAAUGGCCCAUACCGACAGCUCUUCCACCCCGAGCAGCUCAUCACUGGGAAAGAGGAUGCUGCUAACAACUACGCUCGUGGUCACUAUACCAUUGGCAAGGAAAUCAUUGACCCUGUACUGGACCGAAUCCGCAAGCUGUCUGAUCAGUGCACAGGACUUCAGGGCUUCCUGGUGUUCCACAGCUUUGGAGGGGGCACUGGCUCUGGCUUCACCUCACUCCUGAUGGAGCGGCUCUCUGUUGACUAUGGCAAGAAAUCCAAGCUGGAGUUCUCCAUCUACCCAGCCCCGCAGGUGUCCACGGCCGUGGUGGAGCCCUAUAACUCCAUCCUGACCACCCACACCACCCUGGAGCACUCAGACUGUGCCUUCAUGGUGGACAACGAAGCCAUCUAUGAUAUCUGCCGCCGCAACCUAGACAUCGAGCGCCCGACGUACACCAACCUCAACCGCCUCAUCAGCCAGAUCGUCUCCUCCAUCACGGCCUCCCUGCGCUUCGACGGCGCCCUCAACGUGGACCUCACGGAGUUCCAGACCAACCUGGUGCCCUACCCUCGCAUCCACUUCCCCCUGGCCACCUAUGCGCCAGUCAUCUCUGCAGAGAAAGCCUACCACGAGCAGCUGUCGGUGGCAGAGAUCACCAAUGCCUGCUUCGAGCCUGCCAACCAGAUGGUGAAGUGUGAUCCCCGUCACGGCAAGUACAUGGCCUGCUGCCUGCUGUACCGUGGAGACGUGGUGCCCAAGGAUGUCAACGCCGCCAUCGCUGCCAUCAAGACCAAGCGCAGUAUUCAGUUCGUGGACUGGUGCCCCACGGGCUUCAAGGUUGGCAUCAACUACCAGCCCCCCACUGUGGUGCCCGGGGGUGAUCUGGCCAAGGUGCAGCGUGCCGUGUGCAUGCUGAGCAACACGACCGCCAUCGCUGAGGCCUGGGCCCGCCUGGACCACAAGUUCGACCUGAUGUAUGCCAAGAGGGCGUUUGUGCACUGGUACGUGGGCGAGGGCAUGGAGGAGGGUGAGUUCUCCGAGGCCCGGGAGGAUAUGGCUGCCCUGGAGAAGGAUUACGAGGAAGUAGGCAUCGACUCCUAUGAGGACGAGGAUGAGGGAGAAGAAUAGAACAGCUGCCUGGAGUCCACUCACUGUGUUUAUUGCAAAAUCCUUUCGAAAUAAACAGUCUCCUUGCACGGUU